Messenger RNA from Pieris napi, 8565 nucleotides. It is a transcript of the gene E(bx), whose product is annotated as nucleosome-remodeling factor subunit NURF301. Lineage: Eukaryota; Metazoa; Arthropoda; Insecta; Lepidoptera; Pieridae. The coding region runs from base 596 to 8182 and encodes 2528 amino acids. The transcript has 18 exons. Gene Ontology annotation, cellular component: NURF complex. The record is from RefSeq and is a predicted model, not a curated record. Gene Ontology annotation, biological process: regulation of transcription by RNA polymerase II. Gene Ontology annotation, molecular function: RNA polymerase II cis-regulatory region sequence-specific DNA binding.
AGAAAAUGGCUGCCAUCUUCGGAAAUAGCUUAACUUUUACGACGUGCGUCCGUUGAAUGUAUUUGUGUUAUUUAGUGUCUGCCAAGUCGUAUUUGCCAUUAAAAUAUUUUUCUUCAACAUAAUACACAAUUUGUCAUAUAUUCUAUUGUUUAUAAUUUAAGUGAAAUUAUUUUUUUCAUUAUCAUAAAAAUUCAAUAAACCACAAGGUACAAAAUCAACAUGGCGGGUUAAAAACCAGCCAAUAGGCGCUCUGAAUGAAGCGUUUGAGAAUUGCAUGAAUAGGUACCUACCUACCUAUUCACAUUUCGCGUCACGAAAAGCUUUUGGUGCCUUCUGUAAAAUAAAUAAAAAUUACAUUAUGUAUGUACUGUUAGCAGUGAUCUUAAAAACUUGCGAUUUAGACGUGGAAGUGUAAAAUGACAGUAAUUUUGUGAUUUGUGACAUUAGUUUUGUGCUAAGCGUCGUAUGAGGCUGAGAUUAUGAAUCCUUUGGAUUUAGGAUGAAGCUAAAUAAUAUUGGUAACAUUUUGUUUUUGUAAACAAGAAUGUGUUUGCGAUACACGUGCGAAAUAGUGUUUAAUUGACAGUUGUAACUAAUGAUGUCGGGGAGGGGGGCUAAAAAACGCGGGAGACCCCCAAAAUCCGGCAAUUUUGAAAAGAACAGGAAAUUUCAAUAUCAUUUAUUAAAGAAACCCAAAUAUUUGCAAGCUCAAAAUAUUGGAACUGGAUCAUUGACGAGUACUCCAUCUGCAUCAAGAGCGUCAUCGCCUCAAGGUAGUGAUACUAGCAAACGUAGUACUCGAAAACAAAGAGGUGGGAAAUCACACAAAAGUAGAAGAGGUGGUCUAUCUAAUGCUUAUUCGAGAAGAGGAUAUAAUCCUCAUGCAGCAGAUUAUCAUGAAUCGGAAUAUCACUAUGGAUCUGAUUUUGGAGAUGAGUUUAGCGAUAGAUCAGAGCCUGAAGAGGAGCGAGUUAGCGAGAGUUCAGAUGCUUCCGCGAGUGAUGGUGCUGCUGGAAGUGAUAGUGACUUCUCCGUUUGCUCUAUUAACUCUGCAGCGGGAACUCCACGAAAAUCAGUUUCGAAUUUUAAUAGAGUUCCUAGUCCUGAUCCUCUAUGGCUUCAGCAAGAACGUCAAAUACCCAAUUUAGUACUUCCAGCCUCAUCUGAUGACUUAAUAAUUCCUCAUAGUUUAGUUUUGCAAGUGGUUGGUGUUUAUGAGGUUUUACGCCACUUUAGACAUCUUGUACGGUUAUCACCUUUCAGAUUAGAAGACUUGUGUGCUGCAGUUAGCUGUAAUGAGCAAAGUACACUACUAACAGAAGUACAUAUAAUGCUAUUGAAAGCACUUUUACGGGAGGAAGAUGCCCAACAAACUCAUUAUGGUCCUUUAGACCAUAAAGAUAGUGUAAAUAUAACACUGUUUCUAUUAGAUGUCAUGACAUGGCCAGAAGUUUUGAGAGCUUAUGUGGAUAGUGACAAAUCAUUUGAUAAAAAUAUAUCAAGAAUUUUGAAUUCUUGUGAAUAUCCUUUCACAACUGUUGAGGAUCGUCUUGCUGUUCUGCAGUUUUUGUGUAAUCAAUUUCUUAUCACUAAUCCAGUUCGUGAUGAUUUGAUCAAUGAAGCACCUAUACAAUAUGAUGACCAUUGUAGAGUAUGUCACCGCCUAGGUGAUUUAUUGUGUUGUGAAACAUGCCCAGCAGUAUAUCAUCUUGAGUGUGUUGAUCCUCCACUAGAAGAUGUGCCUUCUGAAGACUGGCAAUGUUCAUUAUGUAAACAACAUAAAACUGUUGGUGUUACUGAUUGUGUAUCUGAUGCUGAAAAACAAGGAUUACUUUGUCGUCAUGAACACCUAGGUUUUGAUAGGCAUGGUAGAAAAUAUUGGUUUAUCUCGAGACGGAUUUUUAUUGAGGCUGAAAAUAGUGAUGUCUGGUAUUACACAACAGGAGACCAGUUUCAAGAAUUACUAAAUAUAUUAGAUUCUAAGGAAAUGGAAGCUCCCCUUGUUCACGAAUUACUUGAAAUGAAGUCAGAGAUUCUUCGUCAAAUGGAUAUUACAGAAAAACUAACCAAUCAAGCUAAAGGAAACAGAAAGUCAUAUUUAGAAGUACAGAAUGCUACUAUUCUUAAAAAGAAAAUAUCAAAAGAAACACAUAAACAACAGCAAGGAUUCAGUAUUAAUGAUGAUGACAAGGGGUCAGAUUCACUUGUAAGUGAUGGAGAUAUUGUACAUGAAGUAACUGUGUCUAGUGAGGACAAUGAAAAACAUGAAGAAAAUGAAACGUAUAAUCCUGAUGAAAAAAGCACUAAUAAAAAUAAGUUAAUAAAGAAAAAUGAAGAAGUAUCUGAACGUCUUACAAGACAAAGAUCAAAUCAAAUAUCAAAUGGAACAUACUUAUUUAAGCUUGGAAAUGAAAAUGUAUUUAAGACGUAUGUCAAUCAAUAUACAUGUAAUCCAUUAGCCCUAAAUAAGCCCCAAAGAAAUGAAGAGCGUGAUAAGAAGAGAUAUAUUUCACACAAAUUUUCACUGUCAUCAGGACAGGAUUUCAAAUGGAUUGGUUUAUUGAAUGCGACAAAGCCAUUGCUAGUAGCAACAUUGCGUCAAACACUUCUACACUUGGAGUCUAAUAUAGUAAUACAAUUCAUGCAUCCCAAUUGGAGCCUCCUUAGGAAGCCCUGGGUGCAAGCUGUACAGCUCUGUCAAGCACCUAGAGACUUUGCAAGAGCACUUUGCGUGUUACAGGCAUGCAUUAGAAGUGUGGUGUGGGUACCAGCAUGGCACGAACAGCUGGGACAUGUACGGCUAAUGCGGACUACUGCGUUGGAGCGUGAAGAACGUAAGAAAAUCGACAAGAGAGAGAAAAAAGAAAGGGACGAAGAAGAAGAACGCUACCGCACUGCAUACAACUUUGUUAAAUACUCCUUAGGUCUUCACAAUCAGGUGUGGAAACAAAAAGGUGAAGAAUAUAGAAUUCAUGGACAGUGGGGUUGGCUCUGGAAUUCAUCUACUAGAAAGUUUAAAAAGCGAUACAAAUCUAUAAAAUUGGGCUUGAGCAAUGGGCCUGCAAAAAUAGCGGUUAGGGUAAGGGAAGGAAGCAUCAUUAAAGUGUUGGCAGUAGAACCUAAGACAUAUGAUUACCUAACAUCUGAUGGAUCUACUGAUGAAGAUGUUUUGGCAAAAUUACCCCCAUCGAUGAGAAACAUGACAUUGGAGAAGGAUGUUGAGGAUUUUGAAGAAAUUAAUGUAGAGAAAGCUCUAAGUUCCACAGUAAGACAGUACUACCCUAAAAUUGCAAGGAAAUCCAAAUUAGAUGAUCUUUUGGCUCGGCGUACAUAUCUCAAGUUCAUGGAGGAAAAAAAAAUUGGAAACCUAUUAGAGAAAGUUAAAAAAGAAGAAGAAGUAAGAAACGAAGAAGACAAGAGUAUUGAUAUUGAAACUGAAGAUUCAGAAACCGAAGUGACAAAUAUGUGUAAUACAACCGAUGAUGAUAACCAAGAAAAUAAUUCUAUAAGUAGCGAAAUAGCUACUCUGCGAGAGCAAUAUUUAGUAUUAAGUGGAAUUACCAAGCAGUACAAUUGUUAUUCCUUAGAUUGUAGGAAUGCUGAAACGGUCUUAAACCACACCGGAUUAAAAGUAAACUGUUAUUCACCUUUGUGUAUUGAGAAAGCUAAUUUAUUAAAUAAACUCCUGUCUUUGUUAAAAAGCAGUUCUGCCAACAACAAAGGUUUUGGUUUAAACUCACAGGAAAAUAAUAAAAUGUCAAUAUUAGAGCAAUAUCUUCUCGGCAAAAGAUCUAAUUCAAAUGAAAAUAUUUUGACUGAUUUAUUGUCUGCAGUUGCAUGUGCCCAAGAUUGUGACAAUAGAAAUACAGAUUCCUUCAUCAAGCGAAAGUCCAGUAGUGACUCUGAACCCAGCCUGAAAAUGGAAAGAAGUGACUCCAAUAUUCCUUAUGCUGAUAGUAUUCUUAAAAGUGAAAAUACUUUAGAUGAGUGUGCAGUUCCAGCUGUCGGCAAUGAAAUGGAUAUAGAUAUAGGCAAUAAUAACAUUGAUGAGAAUGAUGUGGAAAUUGGACCUUUGAAGGAGCUUACGGAAAGUGAUUGUCAGAAUGCAGAAAGCGGCGACGAUAAGUCUCGUCCUCCGAUUCCCAAGUUAAAAAUAACUAGAGGUAAGUCAGCGAAGUUAAAUAAAGAAGCAAAAAAUUAUGAAUGUUCCGUAAAGAGUGAAAAAACAGAAGACGUACCCAAGUACCGAGCUGCAAUAAAUAGACGAUUCGGAGCAAAAAGCAUUAAGAGGGAAGAAAAAGCAAUCAAAGAAGAGAAGACUGAAUGUGGAAUCGUUAGAAUUUAUUCUACAGAAAAACCAUGUGGAAAACUUUACCUGAAAAGAGUCCAAACUUCCGCAACUGAAAAGAAAAAGAAGAGGACGCCAGUGAAGUAUCCACCUUGCUCAUCGUUUCACACGAAAAGUAAAACGAAAACAAUAAUGGUCUUGCCUAACCAUGAACUAAGGAAAUUGAGUCGUCAAGGAGGUCACGCUACGGUGCACGGAUUUAGCCAUAGUGCUAAACCAAAUCAGCUGGUUUGGCCGUAUCCUUGUCCUAGGCCUCUUUUCAAAACCUGUUGGUUGUACAGAACGGUGAACCUCCAGUGGUUGGCCAGUGCUGCCCUGCAACUUAGAGUGAUGUGGGCAUGCCUGCGCUGGGACGACAUGGCAGCCAAAGCUGCCACGGCUGACGGCAAGCACCAACUCACCACGGACACCGAAAUCGUUUCCUUGGAGCUUUUGAAACAUCGUCACGUCGGCCAAUUUUCGGAAAGGACACAAUAUCUAAGACGUCGAGUCGUCAUUCCCCUUGAACUUCCCAAAACCGUGCGUGAAGUGACGUCCAUUCGCAGCGGCUUGAGGAAACGGAAACGAGCGGAAUCCCCACAAAAUACGGAACCUCAGGUAACGGAAGAAUGGGUAGACGAGGAAAAGUUGGAACUGUGGGAAGUGCGUCAAUACGGCGAGCGUUCGGAGCGGAUGACGCCAGUGACGCGCACCACCACGGGCAAGUUGCCCCUCAGGGGCAGAGUGCCCACACCUCCCCCCGCGCACGCGGCUGACAUCAAGGACAAGAUGGAGCAGCAGCUUCGCGAGCAACGCGCUGCCCACCAGCAGAAGAGGGCGCUCGAGUUGUCGCAGGAUAAAUCGAAGGGAACGCCCAACCACAAUUCCGGGAAAAAUACUUUGUCGACGCUAUUGACUGCAAACACCCCUACGUCGGGCGGACAGAAGAAUGUUAUAGGAACUAGAAGAAUCAUAAUGACUAAGGGGAGCGACGGGACGACACGCGUCAUCAGUCAGCCCGUUCAAAGUGUGAAAUUGUCCAGCGAAUCACCUAAGCCGAUGACUCCCUCCCAGAAGGAGGGCCCCCAAAAAGUUCAAAUCAUACGAGGGCCCGACGGCAAGAUCACCGUCAAGGGUCUCCUGCCGGGGCAACAGUUGGUGCAGAUGGCCGACGGCAAACUGCACGUCGUGAUGGCGGGCCAGCAAGGCGGAACGGGGCAGUUGAUCGCGGCCGCCUCGGGCAAGAUUGACACGGAAAAAUGCAAAAAUUCCAUCGAAAAAACUCCCAAAGUAAAGCCGGAGGAGACGAAACCGGUGCAACGAGUGCUGCAGCCUUCGCAGAGCGUGACCGGUCGUCACCUGGUAGUGCAGCCCGCGCAGCCGGUGGUCGGGCAAGCUUCGCAGCAGGUGAUGGUGCCCUCGCAGCAAGUGGUGGUCCAACCCUCGCAGCAGCUGGUAGUGCAGGCGGGCAACGCGGGCGGCAGGGCGGCCGCCGCCGCCACGCCUCGCAUGCAGGCCGUGCUGAUGCAGGGACAGCUGGUGCAGCGCGCCGCCACCCCUCCUCGCGCACCCCCCGUCACCCCCAUCCGCCCGCAGACGCCGCGCCCGCGCGCUCAGCAGAUCGUCGUCAACAGCCCCGCCCUGGCCCAACAGCUCGCGACCGGCAAGGUGCAGCUGGCGACGGUCAACGGGCAGCAGGUGCUCAUCCGGCACACGGGCAACAACCAAGCGCAGAUAGUCGCCCACAUAGGGCAGAGCCCCGUGCCCGCGCAGGCGGCUUCUCCGGCGGCCCCGGCGGUGCAGGCGGUGCAGGCUCUCACGCCGGCCCCCGCCCUCCAGCCCGUCUCGUCCGCGCCCCCCGCCCCGUCCUUGGUGAGGCCCCCGGCUCUGGUUCCCGCCACUUCCAACUCGCCCCAGCAGCUUACGGAGGAUCAGAUCAUGGAAAAGAGGUUGCUCGCCGGACAACCGCCUGGAACUGUGAUAAAGACUGUUACGGCUCAGGUGAUGCAGACGAGCAGCGGUCCCAGUAUAGUCCUGCAGGGACUUCACGGUUAUUCCUUAACCCCCCAACAGUUGGGAUUAGUGCAACAUCAAGUCAAACAACAAUUACUAAAAGCGCAAGAGUCUACCGGCAAGCAGGGAAUGUUGGGUCCGCGCAAGAUGUACCUGGCGGUGCAGCCCGCGCCCACAGCCCUCCCCGCGCAGCCCAUGCAGACCAUACAGCCCAUCCAGCCCAUCCACUCUCUCACGAUACCCACUCCCGCGCACCAGGAGACAAAUGAGGAAGAUAGAUUAAAGCGAUCUUUAGUAAACGGUGAAGACAAUGUCGCAGUGGCGGCAAGUAGCAAAGAAGCUGUGCCCUCGAAGCCUGAAGAUAUACUGGGAAAUAUUACUAAAACAGAUAUUGUUAACUCUCAAGAUGAGACUCUAAAUAAUAAAUUUAUCCUCACUCCUGACUACAUCCAACAGACAAUCAAAAGUGCCUUAAAGCAGGAGAACUUGAAUCCUGAAAUCGAGGAGAAACUACUGCAACUACAGCGGUACCAAGAGAAGCAGAUGAAGCCUGAGAUUGUGGAGCGCGAAGUGCGGGCCCUUCCACCUCCCGUCAUCUCCCCCUCCCCUUCGCCCCCCGCGCCUGCACCCCGCCGCCGCCCCCCCAUCCGGCACGACGAUGACGACGAGUGGGUCGAGACGAGCCCGCGGAAGCGAGGUCGAGCGCGUCCACCCUCCCCGAUCCCCAACCUCACUCCUCCCAACCCGACAGCGUCGCCCCGCGCCCCUCCGAGACACGUCCCCGUGCUAGCGCAGCCCCUUCACGCUCCCCCUACGCCGGCCCCUCCGACGCCUCCCAGAGCCCUGCCGGCCCCCAACCCCGCACCCCUCUCGGCCGCCGACGAGCGACGACGCACAGCGACGAACAACUCGCGCCUGCAAAUGAUACUGUUCAAACACAAGGAGAUGCUUAAAAAAGAUAUAAUCAAGAAGCGUGGGCUGUUGGAGAAGGAGCUCGGUGUUGAAAUACAGAAGGAGUUAUCCGCUGAAUUGGCUUUACGAACUCGUGCCGAGAGAACUAAACAAGAAGAAGUCCGAGGCAAACGACGGACUACCUCGGUCAGUCGCGAUGCAACUCCGAAAACUAAGAAGUCAGUCAAAAAAGAGAAACUCUUGUGUAUAUGUCGGACUCCAUAUGAUAAUACCAAGUUUUACGUGGGUUGUGAACACUGCAGUAACUGGUUCCACGGCGACUGUGUCGGCGUCACUGAAGAGAUGAGUAAGACUAUGGAGGAGUAUGUGUGCUCCGAGUGCAGAAGGGCUGAAGAGACGCAAGAGCUCUACUGUCUCUGUCGGCAACCCUACGAUAAUUCACAGUUUUACAUAUGCUGUGAUCGAUGUCAGGACUGGUUCCACGGCAGAUGUGUCGGAAUACUUCAGUCUGAAGCAGACAACAUAGACGAAUAUAUUUGUCCUAAUUGUCAGAAAAAUAAUUCCGUCAACUUUGCAAAUAUGAAGGAACUCACCCCCAAAGAUUAUGAAAACUUGAAACGACUCAUCAAACAAAUUCACUUGCAUAAGAAUGCGUGGCCUUUCAUGGAGCCGGUUGAUCCUAGGGAAGCCCCGACGUAUUAUAAAAUAAUCAAGGAACCCAUGGAUCUUCAGACUGUGGAAAGGAAAGUGAAUGACCAAACAUAUAGUACUUUGAGUGAAUUUAUUGGUGAUAUGACUAAAAUAUUUGACAAUUGCCGAUAUUUCAAUCCAAAGGAUUCUGAAUUUUAUCGAUGUGCCGAAGGACUAGAAGCAUUUUUUGCACAAAAAAUUAAAUAUUUUCGUGAAAAGUUAUUUGAAACCACACAAUGAUAGAAGUGCUUGUGAAUUAAACUAAGUGUGUACGAGAUUGUGUCGGUUUAUUUAGAGAUGUAUCUAUUAUUUUACUACUGUUUGUGAUCUGUAUCAUCUGUAAAUUGUAAAGUGAAGUGGAGGAGAAAAUAAACUGUAUAAAUUAUUUCUAUAGAUAUAUAUUAAGAUGUCAGCUUCAUGUGAAGUAUUUAUUGUAUUUAUUAAUGCUUAUCACACGGACACUUCAUAAGCUGACAUGCACUUCUCGGAAGAAUAUUAUGUACCUAUAUACUUUAUGAAAAAAACAUUAUGUUAGCGAUAACUUGACUUGAGUUACUUUGGUAGUAGUGCAUAGCAUAGGUAAACUUAUUGUAUGUAAGAAAUAAAUUUUUUAUUAACAUACA